AUGACAUUCCCGUUCACACCGUUUGUAUUCCACUGGGUUAUGUUCUUCCCUUUCCUCAGUAGCUACCGAGUCCCUUCUGCAGCAAUAGACCGCAAACAACGCGGUUUCGGCGGACAAACCAAACCCAUCUUCAGAAAGAAGGCAAAGACCACCAAAAAGAUUGUCUUAAGGAUGGAGUGCUCGGAAUGCAAGUACAGGAAACAGUUGCCAAUCAAGAGAUGCAAACACUUCGAGAUCGGCGGCGACAAGAAGAGGAAGGGACAGAUGAUCCAGUUUUAG
Messenger RNA from Oppiella nova, 279 nucleotides. The record is from the annotation of a GenBank genome assembly. Lineage: Eukaryota; Metazoa; Arthropoda; Arachnida; Sarcoptiformes; Oppiidae.